Camellia sinensis is the source of this 1382-nucleotide messenger RNA. Its product is annotated as BIIDXI-like protein At5g11420. The record is from RefSeq and is a predicted model, not a curated record. Lineage: Eukaryota; Viridiplantae; Streptophyta; Magnoliopsida; Ericales; Theaceae.
UAUACGCACCCUCUUUUCACUCAAAACGCAGACUCUCUCUCUCUCUUUCUGAAAAACGAAACCAACAGAGAGUUUCAAAAUUCAAAAAUGAGAGCUCUCAUUGUACUGGUGGUGCUAAUGUGCGCCACUUGCCGAGUCGCCUUCUGCUUCGUCGACGGAUUAUUGCCAAAUGGAAACUUUGAGCUUGCCCCAAAGCCAUCUGACCUGAAUGGAACAGUAGUCCUCAAGCACACCGCCAUCCCAGAAUGGGAAACCUCCGGCUUCGUUGAGUACAUAAAAGCCGGCCAAAAGCAAGGUGACAUGCUGCUGGUGGUGCCGGAGGGAGCCGCAGCGGUCCGGCUUGGCAACGAGGCCUCUAUCAAGCAGAGGAUGCCGGUCACCAAGGGAAUGUACUAUUCCCUGACGUUCAGCGCUGCCAGGACUUGUGCCCAGGAGGAGACGCUGAACGUGUCGGUGGCACCGGAUUUUGGGGUCUUGCCAAUGCAAACAUUGUAUAGCAGCAAUGGGUGGGACUCGUACUCGUGGGCGUUUCAGGCAGAGGUGCCGGUGGCAGAGAUUGUUAUUCAUAACCCUGGGGUGUCGGAGGACCCAGCUUGUGGACCUCUUAUUGAUUCAGUUGCAAUCAGAGCUCUCUAUCCUCCCAGAUUAACCAAGUUGAACAUACUGAAAAAUGGGGGUUUUGAAGAAGGACCAUACAUAUUCCCCAACACAUCUUGGGGAGUCCUAAUCCCCCCAAACAUAGAGGAUGAUCACUCUCCCCUCCCCGGUUGGAUGGUCGAAUCCCUCAAAGCUGUCAAGUACCUCGAUUCUGACCACUUCUCUGUCCCCCAGGGAAAGCGUGCCAUUGAGCUCGUGGCAGGAAAAGAAAGUGCCAUUGCUCAAGUGGCCCGGACCAUCCCUGGCAAGACCUAUGAUCUCUUCUUUGCGGUGGGUGAUGCUAGCAACUCUUGUGAAGGGUCCAUGAUUGUUGAGGCUUUUGCCGGUAGAGACACCAUUAAGGUACCCUAUGAGUCCAAGGGCAAAGGAGGGUACAAGCGCGCAGUGCUUAGGUUCAUGGCCACUACAACACGGACACGUGUCAUGUUUUACAGUACAUUCUAUACGAUGAGAAGUGACGACUUCUCUUCCCUCUGUGGGCCUGUAGUUGAUGAUGUGAAGCUGUUGAGCCUUCGUAUCCCACGAAGAAUGUGAAAUUCAUAUUACUUAAAAUUUGGGUGUUUUGAAUCGUCAAUUAUACUAAGAAUUAUGAAUUUCUACAUAUUUUUGUUGUAAGGUGAAGCAUGAGUUUGUUGUAACUUUAUUUUAAAAAAAAAAACUUCACGUUAGCAUAUUUUAGUAAUGAAGAUACUUUUUAUUACUAAUGGCUUGAUGGUAUUUAUAUA